Triticum turgidum subsp. durum (durum wheat) is the source of this 1155-nucleotide messenger RNA. NCBI's taxonomy places the organism in Eukaryota, Viridiplantae, Streptophyta, Magnoliopsida, Poales, Poaceae. The record is from the annotation of a GenBank genome assembly.
AUGGCGGACGCGGCGGUGAGGUGCCUCCGGGACGGCCGCCUCGACGGCGAGCACGCGCCGGCGCUGGCCGUGGAGGGCUCCCUCCAGUGCUGCCCGCUCGCGGCGCGCGCCAUGCUCCACGUCGCCGCCGCCGUCGCCUCCAACGCGGCCGCGGGGAAGGCACAGGCCAGGGGACUUGUGGUCGUGGCGUUUGAUCGUAGCCCGGAAGUUUACCUGGAUAUCAUGCUUCGGCACGGCCUUGAUUCAAAUGCACUGAGUCGAUGUGUUCGGAUAUUGGAUUGCUACUCAGACCCACUGGGGUGGAAGCAAAAUAUUCGAAGUCAGCAGCAACAAGAGAACAGUGGAACACUGUGCUCAACAAACAAAGACACCAUAACAACUUUCAGAAGUGUGAAGGAUGUUGAUAAGUUGUCGUGCUCCAUAAUUGAUCUUGGAAGAGGGUUUGAAGGAGAAGGCAAGACCUAUUUUUCUGUUGCUGUUGAUUCAAUCAGCUCUAUGUUAAGGCAUGCUUCAGUGCAAUCAAUUUCAGGCCUUCUUAGUAAUCUUCGAAGCCAUGAUCAGAUAUCGUCGAUCUUCUGGCUAAUGCAUUCAGAUCUCCAUGAAACCAAGUUUUCCCGAGCUUUUGAAUGUCUUUCUACCAUGGUUGCUUGUGUAGAGCCAGAAGUUGUAGAUUCUGUAUAUGGAGAAGAACGUAGGGGGGACAUGUCUUUCCUUGAGCAUAACUAUUCGAAAGCAAAGUUCCAUGUGCGCCUGAAACGAAGGAAUGGACGGGUGAAGCAUCUGUAUGAGGAGUUAUGUGUCGAGGGAUAUGAUGUAAAAUUUAUUUCUGCUACUUCUGUAAGUAUGGAAGUGAACCAAAGUCUACUACCUAAGGUUCAGUUCAAUCUUGAGUUGUCAGAAAAGGAGCGCAGUGACAGGGCAAAUGUUGUUCUUCCUUUCGAACAUCAAGGAAAGGGCGAGCCAAUCCGUAUAUACGAUGGACGGCGAUCUCUCCCGGAGGCUCAUCAAGAUCCCAAUUUAACUACGGCAGCUCUCCUGGAUGAAACAGAAGCUCUUAAAUCUGCAAACCCGAAGGGUGAAAUUCAUUACCUUCGUGAUUCUGAUGAUGAGCGACCUGACUCGGAUGAAGACCCCGAUGAUGAUUUGGAUAUUUAG